Molecule: messenger RNA, 1767 nt
Organism: Peniophora sp. CBMAI 1063
Lineage: Eukaryota; Fungi; Basidiomycota; Agaricomycetes; Russulales; Peniophoraceae
Source: the annotation of a GenBank genome assembly
AUGAACGAUGUCCAAGGCAAUCGGAAUGGAAAUUUUCGUCCCAACCUCUCUCUCAGCCAGGUGGAGGACGGAUUUCAGCCAGCUGUACCCAACUCCACGUCGUUCUUUAGUAAUACGUACACGCCCACUCCGCAAGAGCUACACGCAAUCGGCGAAGCCAGCCAGGGAAUUCUUGUACAAACCCGCAACUUUGCAUACAAACAAGUCUCCGAACAGCUUUCGUUGGCCCAACAAGAAGUCUUCAGCCUAAAGCUCGAGCUGGGAGUCGAACGGAAACAUACGAGUGACCUACUGCAGAGGAUUCCCGAACUCCUCAUGCCCCCCGGUUGGACACCGCCACUUCCCGCACCCGGCAGCGAGCCUGAACUUGGUCUCUACCGCCUCCGCCCUUUGUUGGGCACGGGUAUGUCAUGGCCGCAACCCAAGGAACGCUCGGAGUGCGGUAAUAUACGGUUCUACACCCUCGACGAGUACAAAGCAGCAAAAUCCGAGGUGAAGGCGCAAAGUGGUUCCCAUCCGCGUAGCGAGAACAUCGGCCAGAUGUUCAUGGAGCUUCCCACUGGCGAUAUAGCGGACGGUUAUCGGGCGGCGAGCGCGCGUGAUCUUGCCUUUUCUUGCUUCCAUUCUCUCUUACUCGACGGGCAGCUGAAAAACGCGCACACCCUCCGUGCCAUUCCAGAGCAGGGCAAGUGCUGGCUGUACACCACGGUCGGGACUGCAUUUCAAGAGCUCACCCAGUGCAAUGAUGGGCGCUGGAAGCUGGAGGAAUUGUUGAAGGAGCCGUUUAAGGAUUUCUGCCAGAAGUACGUGGGUGUGGGCGAUGGCGCUGUUUUGAGGCAGCAGACUUCAAAAGGCUCUCGCAAGAAACGCGCUAGGACUAUUGAUGCGAUGGCCGAGGGACUCGAAACUAUCGAACAGAAGGAAGAAGAACAGGACGGUUCGAAUGUGAUCCCACCUGCCGCGACUAGUUCUUGUUCGACCUUGGCCGAAGGCGAUGCCCUCCAACAAUCUGCGUCGGACGAAGCGAUGCAGGUUGACGAGACUCCCCCACUCAUCAACCCAGCAGGGCAUACGGUACCUCCGGCACCCGUGUCAAAUAGACAGUCGACGUCCUUCGACCCAGUGCACAUCACGACUGGUGGGAAUGGCGAAGCUGGUGUGGGUGCCUCGAUUGGGCGUUCAUCUGAAGAUGUGGCGCCUAGUCGUUCGGCAGCUGCUACCGCGAGUGCAGGGUCAUCUGUUAGCGCCGUCGUGGACACUGCCGAGACUGGUGGCGAGACUACUUUGCAAUCCCGCGCCAGUGACCCUGCGCAUCAAGACGAGACCUCUGGAACCGCACAGGGCUCGAUGGGCGCGUCCCUGCAUCCCGGGCCCUCGGAGCAUGUACUCCCCGUUAGUGUGCGAGCACCCCGACGCCCGCCGCCGCCACCACCAGCUGCUUCGGACGUGUCCAAUACUGGUACAACUCCCGAUGGCAACACAGUCGCCGCCGCUGCGAAAUCAUCGAAGCAGUCGACCGGCGGGGGACGUGUUGCUACGACGCGACUCGCAGACAAGUUCGAGCGCAAGGCAAGUGAAAAGAGCGCAUUCGAAGAGCUUUUAUUGCACACCGAUCCAAAUAUCUCGAAUGCGGAGGCUGGCCGGAAGUGGCAGGCUGCCACAAUGGAGGAGAAGCAGAGGGCCAAAAAGUUCCAGAAGAAUCGUCCUGCUGUUCGCUGUGCGCCCGGGACUCUGAAUUGUGCUUGUCUUUCCGGUUCCGUACAGUAG